Botrytis cinerea B05.10 is the source of this 1699-nucleotide messenger RNA. RefSeq lists its product as hypothetical. NCBI's taxonomy places the organism in Eukaryota, Fungi, Ascomycota, Leotiomycetes, Helotiales, Sclerotiniaceae. Gene Ontology annotation, molecular function: iron ion binding; oxidoreductase activity. Gene Ontology annotation, biological process: lipid biosynthetic process. The record is from RefSeq and is a predicted model, not a curated record. Bases 165 to 1247 code for a protein of 360 amino acids. The transcript has 3 exons.
GACUCAAAAGCUGUACCCUUUUGAUAUAUAUCUAUCUCUACUAUUUUGGAGUUGUCACUUCUCCUUCACAAGUUCCAUUGAAGAGCAUUCUCUUGUCCACCAAAGAUUCGCUGCUAUAAAGUCUCGAAUGUUCAUAUUCAAUUGGCACUAUUCAUUCAUCUAAAAUGUCGAAUUUCACAGACUCUUCAACCUUCUCCUCGGCGCCAUCUUGUGCGUUACACCCUCGUUCAUCUAUACUAUCCGGGAUUUCUGAUCACACGCUGGGUGUAAUUCUACCCACAUUGAUUUACAUCAUUGGGGGUUUAUUCUUCCACAUUGUCAAUGAGCUUGAAUUGUUUAGCAACUAUCGCAUCCAUCCACCGAAGGAGGAACUACAUCGAAACCGCGUGUCAAAGUUGGGCUGUCUGCUUGUUGUCAUUCGUUACCAUGUCAUACAGAUCGUGAUAGGACUACUUCUCACCUACAACAAUGGGCCUGAGCUUGUGGAAAUUGGAGGUUGCGAAACAUAUCAGUGGGUGAGACGGAUUAGAAAGUGUCUUACGGUCAUUCCUUGGGCAUUGACACCGCUCGGUUUAGAUACUCAAGGACUUAUGUCGAAAUUUAGCAAAACACCUUUGCUGGCGCAUUUCUCGGCAAACAGUCAUGAGAUAUCACCCAGUCCGACCUUCACUGCUCUGGAGUGGAACUUGGCGCGUAUUAUAGUUUCUUUCGCCGUUCCAGCGAUACAGUUCUUCGUUUACCUCGCAGUUGUCGAUACAUGGAUAUAUUUUAUGCAUCGUCUCUGUCAUAUCAACAAGACUCUUUAUCGGAUUGUUCACGCUCAGCAUCAUGAAAUUUACGUUCCUUAUGCUUAUGGAGCCGUAUACGCCCAUUGGCUCGAAACUCUCUUCUUGGAUAUCUCGAGCUUUGCCUUAGCAAGUGCCAUUUCAGGAAUUUCAGUUCGUCAAGGAAUGAUUGUAACAUCGCUGGCGACGUUGAAGACUCUUAGUGAUCAUUGCAAUUUUGUAUUUCCUUGGGACCCUUUUGGGUAUGUCAAUGGAAACAAUGCAGCAUUCCACGAUUUGCAUCAUCAAAGUUGGGGUCUCAAGUUUAACUAUUCUACAUAUACCGUGUUUUGGGAUAAAUUCUGUGGGACUGAAUGGACUGAUACUCCAGGUGCAGACAUACGCUACGCUCGCACUCGUGAGUUAAUCAGAGCUCGCAGGGAGACAGACGAGGUUACUAUUGUGCACCCGAAAACGGCGUAGAGGAGAUUUAGAAUAUCUACCCACGGAGAUAAAGUAUCUUGUGCCUCGGAGUCGGAAAUAUGUAUGGAGGGGUUACCUAUUCUUUGUAGCCAAUGUGUCCAAGAUUUCAGACUGCAAUUUUAUUUGAGUUCGUCGGAUUUUGAAUCUUGGGAGAAAGUUUCAGUCAUUUUGAUACGUUUUUUUAUAUCCCAGAUAGAUAAUAGUCAAAAGUGUUUCAAUUUGAAAUGAAAUACAGUUGCCAGGAUAAUUUCAAUAUCCAAUAGUUCCUGAUUGUUGGGCUGCAGUCCGGACUACCAAGCACAGUGCACACAUUGCUCGUGAUCCCUAUCGGUCUGCAUCUCAAUCUUCUACUACACUUUCUCAAUUGAGCGCGGAAGAGAUUUCAGUCUUGUUCCGGCAUAGCGCUGGGGUUGUCACACCUAAUUAAUUCUACCAAUUGUGCCGCGUUUCCA